UUCUCAAGUGUCUGCUACCAGCAUCUAUACUACCAUGUGGUUAGAGACACACUGGAAGAACAUCCGCCAAGCCUUCUUGCUUUUUUUCACUGCUGCUCUUCUCAUUGGGGUCACCAUGCUGGCCAUUUCAUCUAACAUCAAUCCAGCAGGCUAUUUCUUCCUAGGGGUAGGGGGAGUGUGCCUGACCGGCUAUUUGCUGAGUGCAUUUGUCAAGUGUUGCCUGAGGAAUCAACAGCAACGUGAUGCAAACGAGAUAUCUCCAAACGGGCAAAGCCAAGCAGAGGUGAACGCUGCCUAUGAAGCACCCACCUAUGAGGAAGUGAUGACCAUGUCAGUUCCAGCAAUAUGGACAAUUGCAUCCAAUCCAGGCUUAGUACCUUCGCCACUGAAUGAGCCGCCUCCUUACAACGUAGUUAUUGAAUCAUCCGCCCAGGAAGAGAUGAUGGUAGAGGCUCUCAGGGUGUCAGUGGUAUCAGACACAAGGCACACCUGUGAGACAGACAGAGGAUCCAGGAUGCAGCUGCAACUGGUGCUGCCCCCAAGACUGCAGCGGUUUGUUUCAGACAUCCAUGAAGUGAAAGGUGUUGCAGACACGUUUGAACCACUGGAGCCACUCACUCCACCACCUGCUUAUGAGAGUGCUGACGAUGAUGUCUUCGAAGAUGCCUUCCAGCCCUCCAUAUUAUGAUUCAUUUCACCUUCCAUGAAUGCAGAACCAAAUCCUCUGCCCAAUACAGAAUGCUCCUAGAAGGAAGAUGAAAGAGCUGAGAUUUUUCACACCUGAAACUAGAAGUUUGCCUCACCAUUCUUUGAACCAGAGCUGAACUACGGACACAGCUUCUGAUGUCACUAGAAUCUUCUGCACAAAAUAUAAACCAAUGCAAUACCACAAUGCUUUGUCUUGGCAGAUACGUAAAACUACUGGGAGGAAAGCUGUGUUAUACCUGGCAACAAUUCUCAAACUGGAGAUACACCUUUAUGGGGGAGGAGUGUGAAUCCUGAGAAGGGGUUGCUGAAGGACCUCUGAAGGAGGACUGUAGGAUGCAGCCAGGAGAAGUUGCCUGGGAAAGGGAAGGAAUAGAAACAGUGCUAAGUAGGUUCUGCCUGUGCAUUACAAACACCUUUGCAAUCAUCAGUCACCCUAAAACCCCUACUGAGAGACUGACGCUGUAGUUCCCCGAGUUGCUGCUUUGCAGCAAUACAAACUUAUAGUCUACGCUGUUUGUUGCCACCCCUCUGCUGCACUUGCUGGGCAUCCUCAGCUGUGCUGCACUGCAGUGUGACUGAGGGGAGGGUGGCUGUCUUCAUCUGGAAGCUGGCACCACCUCAUGCUUGUCCUUGGGGUUGAAAAGCUUAUGGCAAGCGUGGCACCGUGAAAUUACUUCAGUCCUUCACAAGGUUCUCAUCCCACACAGCCUGCAGUGGUGGACAAGAGGGAGAUAAUAGCAGCUUUUCUCCUGUAAGAGGAGCCAUCAGUGGGAUAUGUACACAUAUACAUGUCCUCUGCCUGAACCACUGGUCUUUGCAUCUCUACAGGAGGGUGUAUUUUUCAACUGUACUACAGGCCCAAACAGAUGACUCGAGAUGCUUUAUUGUCAUCAGGGCAAUCAUUUGCACCUCCAGCUCUCCAUAAUGCCGCCACACAUGGAGGCUUCUCUCUGGACUCUGGAAAGGGCCAGUCCGUCUGCCGAGGCCACGGCUGCAGCAGAGAGCACCCUGGAGAAUGACAGCUUUGAGGCACGUGUGGUGUUCAUCGUGGCUCUAGGCUGGAGCCAGGUUCCAGCUCUCACUGAUCGGUGAUGCUGUGCGGUCUUUUACAAUGGUAGAGUUAACGUGACAGGCUCUGCAGCGUUAAAGGGGUCUGCAGUAUGCAAAGAGACAUUCAUGUCUGGCAAGUGUCCAAAUAUAAACAAUGAAAUACGGUGGUCCGAAUUUCUUCAUGGAGAUCAGCAAUGAUCAAAGCUGUGUCUCAUGUGACUGCAUCACCUUUAAUUCAUAUGAGAAACCAUCAACCCACAGGCUAAAGCAAAUAAAUUAUUUAUUGUUUGAUUCUUUUAA
Strigops habroptila (Kakapo) is the source of this 2058-nucleotide messenger RNA. RefSeq names its product transmembrane protein 139 (gene TMEM139). The coding region runs from base 35 to 688 and encodes 217 amino acids. NCBI's taxonomy places the organism in Eukaryota, Metazoa, Chordata, Aves, Psittaciformes, Psittacidae. The record is from RefSeq and is a predicted model, not a curated record. The transcript has 2 exons.